Rubroshorea leprosula is the source of this 737-nucleotide messenger RNA. Lineage: Eukaryota; Viridiplantae; Streptophyta; Magnoliopsida; Malvales; Dipterocarpaceae. The record is from the annotation of a GenBank genome assembly.
AUCGACAUAAAAUUUUCAUUUUAUUUAGUAAUACAUGAAGGGUGUUGGAUGGAAGCAAGAACUUGUGAGAACUGUGUCCAUUUCUUGAUUAGCAUUACCAGUGUUCCAGGCUUGACAUCAAAGCUGCCUCUUUUAAGAACAACAGCUGCUCAAGCUUCACAAGUUGUGACCAAGAAUGCUGCUAAAGCAUCACAGUUCGCGACCAAGAGUGCUGCUCAAGCAUCACAAUUUGUUACCCAGAGUGGACCUUCCUUGUACAAGGACUUGCUGGAGCGUAAUAAGCAAUAUAUCCAAGAUCCAUCCAACGCAGAGAAAUGUCAAUUAUUAGCCAAACAGUUGUUUUACACUCGUCUUGCCAGUAUUCCUGGCCGUUAUGAAGCAUUUUGGAAGGAGCUUGCUGAGUUGAAGAACCUCUUGAAGAACAGGCAGGAACUGAAUCGAGAGAAAGCUGGCAUUGCUGCCCUGUUUGGACUCGAGUGCUUAGCUUGGUUCUGCUGCGGAAAGAUUAUUGGACGUGGGUUUACUAUUACAGGUUACCAUGUUUAAAACUUCCAGUUAUUAAACUUGAUUGAGCAAACCAAUCUGGCUUGCAUUGGAAAUUGCUUCUCUCUUAAAAUUCUGAACUGUUUGAUCAACUAGGCAAAUCCUGGAACUAUAACAUCCAAAUUUUGUCGGCUUUUUCUUCAUUUCCAUUUUCAUGAUUUUCAUUCAUGGAAUCAUAAAUGUCACUUUUAAUU